Molecule: messenger RNA, 678 nt
Organism: Chrysochloris asiatica (Cape golden mole)
Lineage: Eukaryota; Metazoa; Chordata; Mammalia; Afrosoricida; Chrysochloridae
Gene: FOXL3
Product: forkhead box protein L1-like
Exons: 3
Coding region: 1-678 (225 amino acids)
Biological process (GO): anatomical structure morphogenesis; cell differentiation; regulation of transcription by RNA polymerase II
Molecular function (GO): DNA-binding transcription factor activity, RNA polymerase II-specific; RNA polymerase II cis-regulatory region sequence-specific DNA binding
Source: RefSeq, a predicted model, not a curated record
AUGUUUGACAACACGCAGUACCCCUACAAUUGCUUCAACUACGAUGCCGACGACUUUCCGGCCGGCAGCUCAGAUGAGGAAAAGCAACUCACACGGCCCGCGUACAGCUACAUCGCGCUCAUCGCCAUGGCAAUCCAGCAAAGUCCGGAGGGUCGCGUGACCCUGGCGGGCAUCUACGACUUCAUCAUGCGGAAGUUCCCCUACUACCGCGCCAACCAGCGUGCCUGGCAGAACUCCAUCCGACACAACCUGUCCCUCAACAGCUGCUUUGUCAAGGUGCCCCGAGCCGAAGGCCAUGAGAAGGGCAAAGGCAACUACUGGACGUUUGCCUGCGGCUGUGAGUCUCUGCUCGACCUCUUCGAGAAUGGGAACUACCGUCGCCGGCGCCGACGGCGCGGCCCCAAGCGGGACUUCAAAGAAGAGGGAGUCGGAGCGCAGGAGAUGGACGGUGCCCGAGGAUCCCUCAGUUCGCCCCAGCCCGUUGGCGCUCCCUUGUCACCAGCCCCUGCCGGCCAGGUUGCGCCCCCGCCCCCCGCCAGCCCCACCACGCUGGGGAAGGCGGAUCACCACCGGGACAUCAAGUUCAGUAUAGAUUACAUACUCUCCUCCCCUGGGCCCAGGUCGCCCCAUCCCACGCAGGAGGGCAAACAAAUGAACCUCUGUUUUUGGACAAUGUGA